Molecule: messenger RNA, 5174 nt
Organism: Meriones unguiculatus (Mongolian gerbil)
Lineage: Eukaryota; Metazoa; Chordata; Mammalia; Rodentia; Muridae
Gene: Stk4
Product: serine/threonine kinase 4
Exons: 11
Coding region: 89-1552 (487 amino acids)
Biological process (GO): regulation of MAPK cascade; intracellular signal transduction; protein phosphorylation
Cellular component (GO): cytoplasm
Molecular function (GO): protein serine/threonine kinase activity; ATP binding
Source: RefSeq, a predicted model, not a curated record
GGCGGAAAGCGGAAGUGUGGGAGGGUUUGCGGGGCGGGCUCCGGGAGGAUGGAGCUUUGAGGCAGUCUAGGCGGCUGCCGGCAGCGCCAUGGAGACCGUUCAGCUGAGGAACCCGCCGCGCAGGCAGCUGAAAAAGUUGGAUGAAGAUAGUUUAACUAAGCAGCCAGAAGAAGUGUUUGAUGUCUUAGAGAAGCUUGGAGAAGGGUCUUAUGGUAGUGUGUACAAGGCUAUUCAUAAAGAGACCGGCCAGAUUGUUGCUAUCAAGCAAGUGCCCGUGGAAUCAGACCUGCAGGAGAUAAUCAAAGAAAUCUCUAUAAUGCAGCAGUGUGACAGCCCUCAUGUAGUCAAAUAUUAUGGCAGCUACUUUAAGAACACAGACCUGUGGAUUGUUAUGGAGUACUGUGGAGCUGGUUCUGUAUCUGAUAUCAUUCGGCUCCGAAACAAGACGUUAACAGAAGAUGAAAUAGCUACAAUAUUGCAAUCAACUCUUAAGGGACUAGAAUACCUUCAUUUUAUGAGAAAAAUACACCGGGAUAUCAAGGCAGGAAAUAUUUUGCUAAACACAGAAGGCCAUGCAAAGCUUGCAGAUUUUGGAGUCGCAGGUCAACUUACAGAUACCAUGGCAAAGAGGAAUACAGUGAUAGGAACACCAUUUUGGAUGGCUCCUGAAGUUAUUCAGGAAAUUGGGUACAACUGCGUGGCAGACAUCUGGUCUCUGGGAAUAACUGCCAUAGAAAUGGCUGAAGGAAAGCCUCCAUAUGCUGAUAUCCAUCCAAUGAGGGCAAUAUUCAUGAUUCCUACAAACCCUCCUCCCACAUUCCGUAAGCCAGAGUUAUGGUCGGACAACUUCAUGGAUUUUGUGAAGCAGUGUCUGGUAAAAAGCCCUGAGCAGAGAGCCACAGCCACACAGCUCCUGCAGCACCCAUUUGUCAAGAGUGCCAAAGGAGUAUCAAUAUUGCGAGACUUAAUAAACGAAGCCAUGGAUGUGAAACUGAAGCGCCAGGAAGCCCAGCAGAGGGAAGUGGACCAGGAAGAGGAUGAAAACUCAGAGGAGGAUGAAAUGGAUUCUGGCACAAUGGUUCGGGCCACUGGUGAUGAGAUGGGCACUGUCCGAGUAGCCAGUACAAUGAGCGAUGGAGCCAGUACUAUGAUUGAGCAUGGUGACACAUUGCCGUCACAGCUGGGCACCAUGGUGAUCAACACGGAGGAUGAGGAAGAGGAAGGAACCAUGAAAAGAAGAGAUGAGACCAUGCAGCCUGCAAAACCAUCUUUCCUUGAAUACUUUGAACAAAAAGAAAGGGAAAACCAGAUCAGCAGCUUUGGCAAGAAUGUAUCUGGCUCUCUGAAAAAUUCUUCAGAUUGGAAAAUACCUCAGGAUGGAGACUAUGAGUUUCUUAAGAGUUGGACUGUGGAGGACCUUCAGAAGAGGCUCUUGGCCCUUGACCCUAUGAUGGAACAGGAGAUGGAAGAGAUUCGGCAGAAGUACCGGUCCAAGCGGCAGCCAAUCCUGGAUGCUAUUGAAGCCAAGAAGAGGAGGCAACAGAACUUUUGAGGACACCAGCCCAGGCCUUUCGUGGCUUUGGGGUUGCUAGUGUCACAUCUGCUAGCCAGCACUUCUGCUCUGUCAUUUCACAGCACCUUUGUGACCUCAGGAAUGUGCGCCAGUGGGCAGGGCUACCUUGACAGUCGUGUCACCUGGUGUGUGUAUUUACACCAGCAGGGUGUAUCUUGAAGGGUUUGUAUUGGCGCUUUUAACUCAGAAUUUUAGAUCCCAGGAACAGAGACUCCUAGUUGAGUGACAGCUGGGAAAUUUUUUACAUUCUCUUUUUGUUUUCCUCCUAGUAAUAGUCUUUGGUUACCCUCUCUGGAAGACUUUUUAAAAUAUAUAAAUAUGCAUAUAUAUAUAAAUUAUAAAUAGAUCCCCACUCUGUGUGGUGGUGUCUCUGUACAGGUACAAUUUCCAACACUUUGCCUCUUUCCUGUGAUCUUACGGUACUCUGCAGCCAGAGAGCAGAGGACACGGGGAAGCUCUGGUGGCCACUCAGCCCCGGGAGCCAGCCCCAGCCAUGGCAGGGUGUGUGGAAGAAUUAGUCUUGGGGUGGUUGUGCCACCACAGUGAUGAGCCUCAUGCCCUUAUCACUGGCCUCUGAAGCUGUCGGCGAUGCCAGGGAAAAGCCUGGAGAACUCGAGAAUGUUCUUUGAGUCCCAGGAGAAGCCUGGCACCCUCCUUGCAAACUAGCCUUUGCUGUUUCAAUGCCUUUCAUCUGCCUACGCCCUUCCCGCUGCCUGUGGUCACAUCCAGAUACUGCCCAGUGCCUUAAGAGGAGACACAUCUGGUGAAAGGACAGCCUACGAAGAACCAGCUAGCCAACAGGGCCACGUCCAUCCAGUCCAGAAAAAUCUCACUGUUCUUGUGAAAAAUCACAUGUGGCAUUCUGCUCUGCAUUUCCUGCAUGCAGCACAAAGGGCAUUGCUUUUGUGGCCACGUUCAAACAUGUGAUUGUUUUAGUUUUUUUUUUUUUUUUUUUUCAUUCAUUACGGAGGAUCUGGCAAGGAUAAAUGAACACCAGAACACUCACUCCCAGGAGGCUUAGUUGGACCAAGAAUUGCCAGAGCUGGAAGGGACGUGAGCAGUCAGUGGGUCUGAUCUUGUGUUAUGCAAUUAAAGGAGAGGUGACAUUGCCAAUGUCACCAGUCAAGUUAGACUAAAAGUAGGGAUUGGAACUCAGGGCCUUUCUCCUGGGCCACUGGACCAAGAGCCUCUUCACUGAGGGAACGAAGCUACUGGUGUUCAUCAAGUUUGUCCCAGGGACCCCCUGCUCUUGCCUUGUCUCACCCCUUUGGUACCUGAGUUGCUAUGGAAAGGCUUCUCAGAGGAACCAUGUCAUUCUGUCUCAGCUUAUCAGUAGGCUUCUUGCAGUGUCUCCCAGAGACAAACAAGCACUUGUGGAAGGUUUGAAGCACGCCAGGGGGCUUUGCAGAAGGCAGUUCUCCCACACCUUUGGCUCAAGACUGCAGUCAGAAGAAACUGGAAAGACAGUUGUCCUUGUAUUUUCCCCUAAUUUCUUCCCUCUGAUCCAAGCCAUGAUUGGAUUGCACCCGAGGACACUGAAAUUCAACUCCAUAAUUGCUUUUGCUCCCUAACCUGAGAGUCGAUAAAAAGGCAGGGGAUGUUCCCUUUUGUGACCAGAUUCUGUUCUUUGCAGUUAAAACAAAGAAUAUUCUUUACAUUUAAAAAAAUGUAAGAGGCAGCAGGACCUGGCUGGCAAAGUCACUGUGGCAGAAAGAAUCAGAGGAUAGUUUGCGGAGCCCUUGCUGGAAUGAUAAAUGGCAGCUAGCAUUCCCUGGGUAGCACAUGGCAGACACUGAGCUAGGUGCACUGCAGCUUUCAUAGUAAUCCCAUGGGCUUAUUAAGUUAUUUCUCAUAUGGUAAAAUGAAUUUGAAAGAUUCCUUCCCACGACACUGUGGAUCUGGAUCCAUGGCAUCACUUUGUCACAGGACCAGGAAAGUCCUAACUGCUUAGAGUGAAGUGAGCAUGGCUUCUCGCGAAGACUAAGUCUAAGUCUGUCUCUCUUUUCUUUUCUUUUGUUAAAAACCAGCUGAAUUAAUAGUCUCCCAGUCAAGUAAGCUUUUAAAAGCCCAGAGCAUCUGGCAUGCAUUACGUUUGCUGUGCUACUUACUCUCUCAGCCUUGUAGCUCUUUUCUCUUGAAGAAAAGUGCUCUGAGCUCAGCCAGAUGGAGAAAGCCUACGGCAAGAUUCAAGAACAGGAAAAUAGUUUCUCCUGUGACUAUUCUGCAGCUAUGAUCCUAGAUCUGGAGUCUGUUUGGGUUGCAAGCAUGUCUGUACCACACAGCUGGCAGUCAGGUGCUUGGCAGUCUAGCUGAGCAGCGCCAUUUCCUGGAAAGAUGUAUGUGUUAUCCAGUGACAGGCAAGGUAGCAAACCAUCCUUUCCUUGAGGACCAACUUCAAGGAAUCGUAUCUUGCUUCCCUUGAGCUUGAACAUUUGUGACUCAGGCUUGCAGAGGACAUUGGGCUCUCUGCUUCCAAGAAGCCAUGGCCCACACCUAAAUUUUCCUUUCAACAAACAAAACCUCACACUCUCUAAAAAUAUUGUAGUUGUGCUCCUAUUCAUUCAUUCAAACCACCUUUCAAUUUUUUUUCCUGUAUAUUUUUUCUUAAACUUCAGUUGAUUGGAAGGUAUUUGAGUGGCUGGGAGAGAGAAAGGUUGUUCGGUAAGUAGAGAGAUAGGAGCAGUAAUCUGAACCCUCGGGCCUUUAGUCUUGAGUCUUUGACACUGUACAGUAGCACCCUGUAUGCCAGGAGUUUAUUUUACCAUUUAAAACUCAGUACCCCUGUCUAAUGUCAGGAAUGAGAGAGAUGGCAUCACUAUAGACCGUGCAGACGGUCAGAGACUAAGCAGAAUAUUAUGAACAGCUUCACGCUAACAAAUUCACCGGUGGUAGUGAAAUGGACAGAUGCCCAGAAAAUUACAAAGUAACAAGGCUUACUCCAAGAAGAAAUGGGCAACCCAAACAGCCCCCUUUCUACCCAAACUUAGUGGCUCUGAGAGAUGUGGGUAGCUCUUCAUUUUAAGGACCAGGAAACCGAGGCUCUGGUAAGGUCUGUUUCUCAAAGUCAUGAGAGCAGAGUGUAGCAGGGUCUGGUUCUUCCUCCACUGUCUUUCCCAGCAUACCUUGCUGCCUCUAAAGAUUACAGUUCUUUAUUUGGGGAGAGUGUUCCUGCGCAAACCACACUCCUCGCCCUUUGUAAGCACUGUGUUUGUAUUUUUGUUAGGAUUACCUUCAUCAUCUUUGGAAUCCAUGUUCUUUAAGUCUCUUCCACCAGCCUGCACUCAGACCAACUUGGAGAGAAAAAAAAAUCCUAAAUGCUGUUGCUGAUGUACAAUUUAAAAAUGUGAAGUUUGUAGCUUUAAUCUUUUGUAACAAAAACUAAUAACACUGGCUUAAGUGCUGACUUGAAAUGCUAUUUUGUAAGGUUUGGGUGUAAAUAAUGGAGGUCAGCUGUUUGUAUGUUUGAGACCUAGCUUCUUCCACUGCCAUUUGUUUUUAACUCGAGGUACUUCCUGUGUGCUUUUCUGUUAGAGUUGUUCUCCUUCAUUCUUCCCCCAAUACCCGUCACCUUUGUUUUAAAUAAACUGGUCUUUAGACUGCA